GUCGCGGGAAACGUUCGGACAAUCACGUCAAUAAACAGUAGCAUUUCAAUAUCAUGAGAACAUUAAAAGAUUUACAAUAUAUAAAUAUUAAUCUGCUUCUUUUGUAUUCAUGAGUGUCAUUUGGUUUUUAGUGUUUAACGUUACUUGUGUUCGGCUAACAGCUUACUCGCUUCUCUCGGUUGCCAUGACAAACGAGCUAGCAAGCUAAUAACGUUUGUGUACAACACCUAUACUGUAAUUCCGCUCGUCUCAUGGUGAGUCUGAGUGAAUUAUGGCACAUAGACUGACUAAAGAAGAGUUGGAUCAACAGUUUGAGCAGUUCCUAAAAGAGUCUGUAUCUGAUGAUUCCUUUGAACUGGGCUCCAGCACUAAGCACCCCAGUGUUCUUGAUAGCCUGGGUAGGCCACCCAUCAAACCAGUGAAGAAGAGCACAGUGUCUGUGCCCUGGUGGCAGAAUGAUGAUGAUAGUGAGGAAACUGGGAUGUCAACAACAGGAAAGUCCUUCCUGAAGUCCCUAAGAAAGACUCCAUCCAUUAAAGAGGUUGACGAAGAGCAACAGAAGGAGCUAAUCUUAGAAGAUGAUGGCAAACGAGAGCCUGUCAUCUUCAGCAGAGAUAGCCUGGAACCCGAAGAUAUUUUGCUGGCGUCUGCACCAGGAGAAAGCCCUGGCUUUCUAGGAUCAGACAUGUCAGACGCAGAGGAGAAGACCAGGUUUCUGUCUAACCUGAAGUCUUCAUCCCUCGACUUUUCCAUACCGAUACAAGAACGUGAGGUCUCAACGCCCAUCUGUCUGCGAAGGGAAGAAGAGAUUGAUGCAACAAAUGAAGAAGAACAGAAGAAAAGUAAAGACACUGCUGCAUCUCCUGCAUAUAGUGAAGAUUUUGAGGACGAGGCCAGUGAGAAAACUGAUGAUGAGCAUCAAGAGAAGGUGAAUAAACCUGAAAGGCAUGGGAUGCUGGCUAAAGUAUCACUGCAUGACUCUUUAAACUCCACUGAUGGAGCUCUACACAUUCCUGCUGCCAUUGUGUCCCCAGAUAAAUGGUCAAACCCUAAAAUCAUUGAGGAACCAGCUGUUCAACCAGCAGUGCAAUCAUACGGUCAGAGCGAAGGGAGUGAGAUGGAGGCUCUGCGGGACGCAUACAGGCAGAUCAGCGGCUCGGUGGGGGUGUGCGAGGACAGGCGAGUGGAGGACACCAGGACCCCCCUCUCUCCCUCCACCCUCCAACCUGCCUCCACCACAGAGUCAGAUUUACCCACUGCUGAGGAGCUGAUGCGUCCAAUAGGACCAGAUUCUGGAUUCACCCGCGGCUUCUCUCUCCAGCCCAUAAUUGAGGCAGCGGUUCAGGACAGCGAGACUCAUAGUCCAUUAAGGGUAUCUUCAGAUGUAAGCCCUUUCAGUUCAGCUAAUGAUAGCUGUGGACGGGAUAACAGAAAUGGCCUAAUUCAAGGUGAACAUCUAGACUCUCUUCAGGACACACAAAAGAGCAUUGCUGAGGAGAUCAAACGGCUCAUGGAGGAGCAGGACAGCUGCUAUGCAGAACUUCCCAAACCCAGGAAACGGCAGGUUCCUGCUAGAUCAAGUGCAUCUGCACAUCUAACAGCACAUAGAAAAGCUCCUGUUCCAUUAUUAAGGACCAAAAAAACAGAGAGCAGGUCAUUACCCAGAGCACCAGCACCCGGCAGAAGCAGUCACGCUGGCAAACCUCCAUCACCUGUAACACAGAGAAGAGCUCAGAGCCAAGCCUCAAAAAAGCCUCAGAACCUCAGCCAAACACAGACGGUCAAAGGUACCUGCACUUCAGGUUUAGAUGCAAGUUUAAAGCUAAGCAGUGAACUGGUGUCUUCAGUGGAGUCCUUUGCUACAUUCCUACAGCAUCACGUUCAAGCAAAUACUGUACAGUACGACAACCCACAUAAAGCAGAUGGGAUCACACCCAAAGCAGAGACAGAAUAUCGGGUAAUGCAGGAGAGGGAACUUGCUCCAUCCUCUUACCAAGAGCACACAUCACUGGAGCGUUUCCGCCUGCAGCUUGCCCAGAAAGAUAAAGAGCUUCACCUUAGAGAAGAACAGUUACGACAGGAACAUGAGAAAGAGAAAGCAGCGCUCUGUCAGGAGAUCUAUGUGCUGCAAAGCAAAUUGCACAGUGCAGAAGAGGUCACUAAGAAGCAGAAGUGGUGUUUCGGUGAUGCCUCAGACCCUGUGACUGAAGAGAAACUAAAGCUAAUAGAGAAAGAGAUGAAGGAGCAGGAGACUUUGAUUCAAGGCUACCAUCAGGAAAACGAAAAACUGUAUCUUCAAAUGAAAGCUCUCCAGGUUCAAAGCAAACAAAACGAAGAGGCUUUGUUCAUGGAGAACCAGAGACUUCAGAAUGAGUUAGCACGAACCAGGGAGCGGUUGAAUAUGAGCGGUAUUCAAAGAACUGUUGGAGUGAAAAGCAUUGCUGAUAAAAGCUUCAACAUUGCAGAGCUGACAGGUCAGGUGCAAGCGUCACAGAGAAACGAGGAGCGACUGCAAGACGAGAUCCACAGGCUUAAACAGGAGAAACAAGCAUUGCACGUAGACCUGGAGAUGAUGAAAAAAGAACGAGACCUCGCCAAAGCUCAGGUUGUCUACACAUCAGGUGAUAAAGGUUUCGAGAUAAAGAUGCUCCAGGAGAAACAUCAGGAGGAGGUGAUGGAGCUAAAGAAGAGGCUGCAGUGGUACGCCGAGAACCAAGAGCUCUUGGACAAAGAUGCGGCCAGACUCCGAGCGGCCACAGCAGAAACUCAAAGAUUAGCCGAGCAGGUGGAAAAGCUUAAGAUGGAGGUCAACAGGAGAGCCAAUGAACAGCAGAGAAAGGCGAAGGAGAGGGCGAGUGAAGCUAAAAGAAUCCAGGACCUGGAGCGUCAGCUCAAACAAAUGGAGGAUCUGCUAAAGAGCAGGCACCCAAACUCCCUGCCAGCCUUGAUCUUUGCUGCCGCAACUGCAGGUGACAAGGAGGGUGUAGCGGACAUCCAUCCACCUGCCGGCCCUCAAUCCUCCCAGACGGCAGUUCUGCUAGAAAGACGCGUCCAUCGCCUGGAGGCAGAGCUGGAGGGUCGUGAUGAAGCUGCCAAACGCAGUCUCAGGACAAUGGAGCAACAGUAUCACAGGAUAAAACUCCAGUAUGAACAGCAGAUAUCAGAUCUAGAGCAGCGUCUGGCUGAGAAAAGCCAAAAUCCAACUGCUACAUCCGAAGUCUCCGAGUCACAAAUUCAGACCUUAAAGGCCGAGCUAGAGGAAAUGAAAAAGACCCAUCAGAAACGAGAGAUUGAUCUCCAGGCAGAAGUGGCAUCUCUCCAAGAGCUGCUCCACCAGGCUCAGGCUUCAUCGAGUGCGGACAAACCCGCCCGCAGCCCUUCCCGUCACCAGUUAAACGCAGAGGCUGCCCAAGCGGGACGCAUCGAGAGGAUGACGCAGGAGCUGAGCUCCAAGAGCCGCACCAUCCAAGAGCUGAGUCGCACCGUUGAGCGUCUGCAAAGGGAGAGGAGAACCAUGCUGUCCACCCCUGGCGUCCAUCGAAAUGCUGCCGAGCACAGACAGCAUUCAGGUGCACCUAAAGAAGCCAAAAAAACAGCUGAGACUUUCCCGUCUACCCAGGAUGAGAAAGACUACCAUCCCGGUGCAUUCUCAGGCUCACACAUCUCAGAGGUGCAGCUGGAAAACGACAGUUUGCGGGUGAGACUUGAACAGAUGGAGAUACAGAGAGAAGAAGAAAGAGUUUCCCUGCAAGCUGCUGUCACACAUGCGCAGGCUCAGCUCCACAGGGCUCAGGAGCAGAAUGCAGAGCAACUCGCCUCAGUCAAGGCUGAACAUCAUAGAGAGAUUGAACGCCUCCGGGUUUGCCAUGCCCUUGAACAUUCCUCAUCCAAAGUGGCUGAAAUCACCAACCAAGUGAACACACAAGAGAUCAUAAUACAGCAUUUACAAGCGCAAGUGAAAGAGCUCCAGGGUACCAGAGAAGCACUGUCUGUGUCUAAGAUUAGAGAAGAAACCUUGCAGAAUCAGCUGUCUACGCUUCUGGAAGAGCUGAAGCAGGCCAAAGAAGGCCAUAGCCCUGAACUAAGACACUUCACCAGUCUCGAGCAGAAAAUUCAAUCCAUGGAGCUUCGCUACAGUCAGCGUGAGAAACAGCUCCAGCAGGUGAUCGCAGACACACGCCGGGUGGUGGAGCAGGAGCAGCAGGGUGAGGUGGACCGCUGGAGGAGAAUCGCUCAAGGCAGGGCUAAAGAGCUGGAGGCUUUCAGAUUGGAGCUGGACUCUAUUCUGGAUGUGCUCCGAGAACUCCAGAGACAGGGCGUGGUUAUUCCCGCCCCGGAACACGCCUCCACUUCUGCUCAUGCAUACCUGCCCCUACGAUCCUGAGCUGUAUGUACCAGUCACCACACUCAGGUGCACUUCAUGCCAAAUUUGCGUUGGAUUUGUGGCUGCACAAUAUUUAAACGUUUUGCGUGUGUUGAGUGGCGAAGAUAAUUUAUUGUUCAGGAACAUUCAGGGUAUUUAUAAGAAGGUGUUUGAAUACUGUAUAGCCAUGUUUUAUGCGUGUAAAGAAACAACAUUUUGUAUUAAAGUUCUUUCUUAUUUACUUGAAUUCAUCUUGUUAAGCUACUAAUCUGUUUUGAAAUGAUUGCACCAUAGGAUAUUCUUAAACGUACAUCUAAAAAUGCAUGAACACAAGUUAUAAAUAAUGCAAAUAAUGUAGACGUCAGGAUUUAUUACUUGUCUCAUAGCUGGGCUCAGUUCAUACAGCUUGAUUGCUAAUGAAUGCCUUAAAAUGCAUAAGGGGCUAUGGUUGGUCUUCAUUGUUAAUAGAUGAGCUCUGAAUUUGAAUUAUGAUUAAAAACUUUUAAAUAUAUUCUGUAUAAGACACUCCCACAAAGAAAGGUUAAAAAAGUAGCCCCUAGCUGUCACUGGGACAGGACCCUUUGAAAGAGCUCAUAUUGGUGCCUCCGAGCGAGGUACAUAUUGGUAUCAGAUGUAAACACUGCAUCUGUACCUAAAUGGUAAUAUUAGGACCUUUUUAAAGGGUACUGCCCCAGUGACAGCUUGGGACCACUUAUUUCUGACAUUGUACGUUGUUUUGAAUGUGUCACUAACCAGUCAUUUUAAUUGACCUUAUACAUCAAUUUAAGUCACUCUGACCCAGAAUCAUGUUGAGAUUUAUGCAUUAAAGUAAAAAAAGGAGAAAUCUUGACUUAAAAAUGUUUUUGGGUCAGUGUGACUGACAAUAAUAGAGCAGGUCACAUUUUUCUCCACAGUUAAUUUCAUAGUUCUUAAAAAUGGCUGUACGGCAUGUGGUCCUACAGUUCCACAAACUUUAUUGGCAUGGGUGGAUUGCAGUUCUAGCAAAUGCCCGAGGAGCCAAACCGUUUUUUAAUGUGGGCCGGUCCAUUUUUCUUAUGUAUACCAGAUCAGAUGUUAGGUGGAUGCAGGGGUGAACUGCUCUGGAGCACCGGGAGUGUUCCCAGUGGGCCGCUCGGCAAUGUGGGCUGGUUGACUGUUAUGAACGUAUAGAGAAAUAAUAAUAACGAUUACACUGUGUUUUUUCUUUGGGCCAACUUGUAACUCGCUGCUGUCAUUGCUGACUUCUUUAAAACACACAGUCGGUUAGUGUAGUGGUCUAAACGCACAUCAGUAGCCUCUUUCUCACAGUAAUUUCUGUAAAUUACCAUGUAUUUACCAGUAAAUACAAAAAUGUGCUGUUCACACAUGCAGUGACGUUCUGUCUUUUUACCAGUAAGACAUCAUUCACACAUAAAUAUCAAAGUACCGGUAAACUUGAUGAGAAAGCGGAAGUUACCUGUUGUGCGGCAAGCUCAGUGUUGUAUUUGUAAACAAUGGUGGGUUA
Molecule: messenger RNA, 5867 nt
Organism: Paramisgurnus dabryanus
Lineage: Eukaryota; Metazoa; Chordata; Actinopteri; Cypriniformes; Cobitidae
Gene: cep162
Product: centrosomal protein 162
Biological process (GO): cilium assembly
Cellular component (GO): axonemal microtubule; centriole; centriolar satellite
Source: RefSeq, a predicted model, not a curated record